UGUCGCUGUGCCUUUUUAGGCCUUUUUUGCCAUUGCACAGAAAGUUUAAUUUGCAUGAAGUUAUUUUAAUUUAUUCAUGCAGUUUCCUAAAUUAUACACUGACUAUUGCAGUUUCUUUAAAGCGGUUUAUGCUGCGAGCUGAAAUUGCGACUUGGAAGACAAGAAUCCAGAAUUUACAGUAAUGACAGCAUUAAAGAAGGUGCCUGGAUUCUGGAGGUUGCGAGUGACAGUGUGAGACUGCGACUGGGACAAGCACAGGCUGCAGAGCCUCCAAAAGCGGUGAAAAGCCCGAUUGUACACAGAAGGCCUCCAAAAUCGAUAAUUUUACAGUCCUCUGUCUCAUUGAGUUAACACUCAAAUCUUUCAAACAUCAGCAUUUGCUGUCUGUGCACUGAUGUUGGCAUCCAGCAUGGGCGAUCUGCAGCGUCUGCCCGCAGCAACAAUCCCGUCUUUAGCCCGUCCCGAGGCAUCUGCCACUACGGAACUCCAUCGGGGCAAUCGAGGCAUUCGCAUACGCCCCGCCGACAUGCCCAUGGCCCCGCGCAACCCUCCCCUGCCCUCCGCGGCCGUAACUACGAACGGCCAGGCCCUCACCAAAUCCGAGGCCGCCCUGUUUGGUCCGCAUCGCACCGAUCGUGAUCUGUUGGUGAUCGUCCGCGCUGUGUUGGCGGAGAAUCCGUAUCAGUUUGCCAAAGUGGAUCGCGGACCAGUGUGGAAGCAGGUGAUGAAGCGCCUGCAGAAGGAAGGUUUAAACACUAACAUCAAAGUUGUACGGCAGCGCUUGCGACGCAAUCUACGGGCACAUCGCGAACGCAAACGGUCGUCCAAGUACAAUCCGACGACCAGUAUGGAAAUGGAGAAAGAUGCCUUGUUGGAUCAGCUGGAGAGCAUUGUUAAGCAGGGUGUCUAUGGGCAGAGAUCGUGCUACAGCCGCAAGUCGCCUGUGUCGUAUUCGAUGGCGCCUAGUCAUGGUUUGAUGGGGAAUGAACGGUCCAAUGUGGACUGGCAGGGAAAUCUGCAGGCGGAUGGAAUGGCUGCGACACAUCAGGAACAGGCGGAUCGGAAUUCUACCGGGAAAAAUGCACCGCCUCGAAAAGGCUUGAAAAUGAUUAUUCAAUCAACAAAUUCCACAUACACAACUAAAAUACAAUCGACACCUAAAUCCACCGGGGCCGCCACUUUCUCAUCCGCACCGCCGAACAAGAAGCCUACAAUUAGUUUUACAGGCGGAACCCAGCAGAAGCUAUAUACAACCGCAACCGACGAAAGGAUAUCUGAUUUGAAUGACACUGGUAGCAAUAGAAGAGUCCUGACGCCCGUUGCAGUUCCUCUUAUUGAGUACGAUAAUGAUCUGGGAGACGACAUCGCUGACGAUGAAUACUACGGACACGCACAUUUGGAUUCUGGCGCACAUGAGCGAUCCAUCAAUGGAUCGCACUCCCUGGCACUCAACGAAGAUGAUUUUGGUUUAUCCAGUGAAGAAAACGAAAGUAAAAUAACCAGUCCCCGGCAAAAGUUGGCGGAUGUGGCAUAUCAGGAUUUGGAUGAAGAUCUGGACUACUCUGACGGUCACCAUGGUCUCGAUGCGUUUGGCAAUGGCGAACUUCACUGCGAACACGCAGGAUCGUCUUCUUUUCCACACUUUAUCAAUAGCAACUCAUCCCCAUACCUCAGACGCGGAUACGGAGAUCCCGUCUCGUCUGCCAGCAUCUCCGAAGACGAGCGAACCGGUAUUAACGUCUUAGAUGAUAUUUCAACUCGACCGCUGCCCUCCAAUAAUAAAAGGGACACCGAACUGCAGAAAUUAGAACUGUGGAAAGAAGAAAUCAACUUAGCAAAGCAGCGCUUCACUGAAGAACAGAUGCGGCGCAAAUUGGAGAUUGACAUUAUGCUAGCUCGGGAUAAAUUCGAGAGGGAAAUGGCCGUGCAGCGUUUGGCAUUCGAGACAGAACAGCGAGAUAAAGACCGUGAAGCGGAAUACAAACGCCAUGAAUUACAGUUAAAAUGUCAUGCCGAAAUGCAGGAAUUGCAGAUUCGUGCUCAGCAGGAGCAGAAUAAGCUGAUGCUGGAAAUUGUCAAACUACUGCGACCGCACAACGACCACGCGUGAACUGUAUAAUGCGCGAUAUAAUGUCGAUUUUCUAUUGCUUAUUGAAUGAUCAUGAUGCAGCUACGUAAAUCCCGUGCGAACAUGGUGGAUGGAUCUUACUUUUUUGAAUGAUAUGAGUUUUAUUUUACAGUUUCUUUCAUUGUGCGAUAUUUUAACUUUGUGUAAUGUUUUGUCAAGUGAUCUAGUGUCCUAGCAUGUUCGGUGACGCGAAGUGAAUUUUUUAACAGUUG
This is a messenger RNA of Paramacrobiotus metropolitanus, 2340 nucleotides long. RefSeq lists its product as uncharacterized. The record is from RefSeq and is a predicted model, not a curated record. Bases 395 to 2110 code for a protein of 571 amino acids. NCBI's taxonomy places the organism in Eukaryota, Metazoa, Tardigrada, Eutardigrada, Parachela, Macrobiotidae. The transcript is spliced from 3 exons.